CAGCAGUGAUCAGGGAGAAGAGGUGAGAACGCACAGCGUUUGGUCUGCACCCACUGUUGCCACUCUGGGUCACAGGCUCUGGGUAGAGUUACAUACACUCAGACAAGGGGCUCCCAAAACUACAUGGAAAAUUCAUAUCUUUCAAUUCCAUUUGUCCGCCUAGUUUUUGAAGCCCCCUCCUACAUAACAACUGAAGCUGAUGCCACCACAGCUCCUCUUCCUGCUCUGUAUUGGCAAAGGGCAGACCCCCGACGCUGAACUGCGUGCGACCUCAGGAAUGGAAGAUGUCCAGGGAGGGCGGGGUUCAGGGGCUGGGGCUCAGACUGCCCUGUAUUUGGCUGCUGGCCUUCCUCAGAAGUUCCAGAUCUUGCCCAGGGGCCCCCUGCCAGGGGAAGCUCACCCCAAUUCAUUUUAACAACAAAAGGAAAAAACAUCUCAGGGGAAUCAAGUUACAGGAAAGUGAGAUGGAAAAAACCAACAUUCUCUGCCCAUCUAUGAGCCCCAGCUUCCCCCAGGGGGAGUGGGUGGUAGGUCCCGAGGAAAGAUGAGGAACCCGGGGAGGCUGGUCCAGUAGAGGGCCAAGGGCACCGGACCUGGUGCCGCCCUGCCUUUAGGCACAGUGACUCUGGGGACACUCACUAGUUUCCCUCCUCCCCUUUGCCUGAAGGAGGCCAGGAGUUGGGUGGGUAGAUCCUAGGCCAGUCCCAAGGAGCUCAGGUCAUAGUAAAGGCAUGUGCUCAGUGCCUCCCAUUCAAACUUCCCAACAAUCUUACGAAGUAGCCGCCGCCAUCCCCAGUUCACAGGAAAGAAAACAGGUGCAGGGCUAAGGUGGAACUCCAAGGUCUAAAUGCCAGCAAGUGGCAGAGUUGGACAUCAGGCCAGCCUGACACCAGGCGAGGACCAUAGCCACUGCCAGCCUCUGCUGCCUUGCCUGGCCUGCUGGCUAGGGAAGGGCUCCAGAGGAGGAGGUGGGGGAGGGUUUGCCCUGUCACAAUCUCUUAGCAAGCCAGGGGCUCUGCUGAAUUCUAGAGAAUUCCAAGAAUCACCCAGGCCUCGGACACACUUGGUUACCCAGCACAGUGUGUCACCGUGUGGGCAACACCUAGCAAAAGUAAGAGUUCAAGAAAGUGUGGUGAGAUUGAGGCUCCAACUGAAGCCUCAACUCUGAUGAGGUGGGGUCUGGAGGGGCCAAGGCCUGGGUGGGAGCCCCAUGGGUCUGUCCCAUUAGUGGCUGAAACAGCCACUUCCCGCACAGCUGUUCCUUGUGGGGCCUGAGAGCAGGGGAUCCAGUGAGGCUGGGCUUGUCCAAGUCUGGAGUGAGCCAGAGUCAAGUCCAGGAGGACAGGGCAGCCUUCCCCAGAGAGGCAGAACCAACUUCCCCCACAGGGUCCAGGAGCAGGUGGGGACAGUGCCAGAGGAAUCUGGCCAGAAGUAGGUGGGGGAGACUCCUGCCCCCUCAUGCCAACACCCUGGCCUUGCUGCCUCCUCCUCCCUGGAGACACCCAAGUGUGGCCCUGGAGCCUGAGAGCUGUGGAGAGGAGAGGGUGGCGUCUUUGCUCCUGGGGCGCUGGGCUGGGCCAGAGGGGACAGGAAGCAAGGACACCGGGGAUUGUCUCUCGCAACCGCAGCCCAGCCCCAGCCCGGGAGGAAGUUGUGCCGGGCGCUCUCCGCCGGUGCCUCCCUCGCUAUAUUGUUCAACAGGAAACACGGCAGUGCGGGAGCCUGGCGGUCGAGGAGAGAGCGCCGAACUGCGGGCCCACGCGCGCCUGCCGGGGCAAGUGGAAGCGAGGCCAACGAGCGGACGCCCCGAGGCGCGGUUGGAAUGCCGUCGGAGAGCCCAAGAUGAUUUUAUGCAAGUCCCCAUUUCAGCUACAGGAAAACUGAGGCCUGAACGCGCACGGCGAGUGCGGGAUCGAGACUGGCGCCCGAGUCCUGGUCCCGCAGUGCGGCGCCCUUCCCGCUCCUGGCCCCUGCGCUCCGCAUCCUUGCUACCUGCAGGGAAACGCCGCGGCCCCGAUGGCGGCAGACGUCGAGGGGGACGUGUACGUGCUGGUGGAGCACCCCUUCGAGUACACCGGCAAAGACGGGCGCCGCGUCGCCAUCCAGCCCCUCGAGCGCUACAGGCUGCUGCGCCGCAGCACCGAGCACUGGUGGCACGUGCGGCGCGAGCCCGGCGGCCGCCCCUUCUACCUGCCCGCGCAGUACGUGCGCGAGCUGCCGGCGCUCGGCGACCCUGCCUCGGCCGCGCCUCCACCCACGCUGCUGCACCCAGGCCCCUCAGCGCCGGAGCCGCUGACCUACGACUACCGGUUCGUGAGCGCGCCCUCGCCCGACGGCUGCCCCGCCAAGCCCCGAGGGCGCGCCAGCUCUCUGUGCGGCCCGGCGCGGCGCGGCGCGGCGGCGAAGCGCAGCCACCCGGCGCCCGGCCUGCCCGCCAGCCUGUACCUGCGACCCGCGGCGCCCGUGCGCCCAGCGCAGUCCCUGGACGACCUGGCGCGCACCGCCGCGCCCCCUGCCGGCCUCCUCGGGAGCGCGGGCCGCUCCAAGGCCUGCAGUGUGGCGGGCUCCUGGGUGUGCCCGCGGCCGCUGGCGCGCAGCGACUCGGAGAACAUCUACGAGGCCAUCCCGGACUUGCGCGGCGCACCGCGGGCGGAGAGCCCGACGCAGGCGGACGCCCCUGCGGAGCCCGUGUACGCGAAUGUGGAGAGGCAGCCCCGGGCCCCCUCCCCCGGCCCCGCGGCGGCCGCCGGCCCCGGCCAGGUGUGGGAGACUCACAGGGACGCGGACACCGGGCGCCCCUACUACUACAACCCGGACACGGGCGUGACCACCUGGGAGUCGCCCUUCGAGGCUGCCGAGGGCGCCGCCAGCCCCGCCACCUCCCGGGCCUCGGUGGACAGCCGCGAGAGCCUCGAGACCGAGUGGGACCAGUACUGGGAUGAGGAGAGCCGCCGCGUGUUCUUCUACAACCCACUGACGGGCGAGACAGCCUGGGAGGACGAGAACGAACCGGAGGACGAGGCGGAGAUGCAGCCCUGCCUGAGCCCCGGCAGCCCCAGGAGCCAGCGGCCCCCCACCCCGGAGGCGGACUACCCGGAGGAGGACUACUCACCCCUGGGCUCCUUUGAUGAGCCCAGCCCCACCUCUCCCUUGACCACACCCCCUGGCUGGUCUUGUCACAUCAGCCAGGACAAACAGACGCUGUACACCAACCACUUCACCCAAGAGCAGUGGGUGAGGCUGGAGGACCAACACGGGAAGCCCUACUUCUACAACCCCGACGACUGCUCGGUUCGAUGGGAGCUGCCCCAGGUCCAGGUCCCCGUCCCCGCCCCUCAGAGCACCUGCAACUCCAGCCAGGGCAGCGACCUCCCAGCCCAGUCCAGCCCCCCAGAGGAGAAGAUCAAGACCCUGGACAAGGCAGGCGUGCUCCAUCGCACCAAGACGGUGGACAAGGGAAAGCGGCUCCGGAAGAAGCACUGGAGCGCCUCCUGGACCGUGCUGGAGGGCGGGGUCCUGACCUUCUUCAAGGACUCUAAGACCUCGGUGACAGGAGGCCUGAGGCAGCCGGCCAAGCUCUCCACCCCUGAGUACACGGUGGAGCUGAAGGGAGCCUCUCUCUCCUGGGCCCCCAAAGACAAAUCCAGCAAGAAAAAUGUGCUGGAGCUGCGGAGCCGCGAUGGCUCGGAGUACCUGAUCCAGCACGACUCGGAGGCCAUCAUCAGCACGUGGCACAAGGCCAUCGCCCAGGGCAUCCAGGAGCUGUACGCAGACCUGGCCCCCGAGGACAGCCAGAGCGGCGGCGCCGACUUCGGCUCGAGCGAGCGCCUGGGAAGCUGGCCGGACAGAGAGGACGACGUGCGGCCCAGUGCGUCCGCCGCGCCUGUCCUGAGUCCCGGCGGCCUGGAGAGCGACCUGGGCAAGGUGCGGCACAAGCUGCGCAAGUUCCUGCAGAGGCGGCCCACGCUGCAGUCGCUCCGGGAGAAGGGCUACAUCCGAGACCAGGUGUUCGGCUGCCCGCUGGCCGCGCUGUGCGAGCGCGAGCGGAGCCCGGUGCCGCGCUUCGUGCAGCAGUGCAUCCGCACCGUCGAGGCGCGGGGGCUGGACAUCGACGGGCUGUACCGCAUCAGUGGAAACCUGGCCACCAUUCAGAAGCUGCGCUACAAAGUGGACCACGAUGAGCGACUCGACCUGGACGACGGGCGCUGGGAGGACGUCCACGUGAUCACUGGUGCCCUGAAGCUCUUCUUCCGGGAGCUGCCCGAGCCCCUCUUCCCCUUCUCGCACUUCCGCCAGUUCAUCGCAGCCAUCAAGCUGCAGGACCAGGCCCAGCGCAGCAAGUGUGUGCGCGACCUGGUGCGCUCCCUGCCCGCCCCCAACCAUGACACUCUGCGGCUGCUCUUCCGGCACCUGUGCAGGGUGAUCGAGCACCGCGAGCAGAACCGCAUGUCGGUACAGAGCGUGGCCAUCGUGUUCGGGCCCACGCUGCUGCGGCCCGAGACCGAGGAGACCAGCAUGCCCAUGACCAUGGUGUUCCAGAACCAGGUGGUGGAGCUCAUCCUGCAGCAGUGCGCAGACAUCUUCCCGCCGCACUGACCGCGGCCCGGCCCGGGGGCGGCCACUGUGGUCUGGCCACGCCACCGGACUCUCCCGGAGACCUCGGUCCUCGGGGCCCUGUGGCGUCCACGCGCCUCUCUGUUCGGGGUGGGGAUGGCGCCCUCUGGUGGGCAGCUCUCCAAAACGUGAUGAUUUUUCCCCGGGCCUGCCUCGUUCGGGGACCAGCCGGGUUGUUCUGUACUACAGCGCCACCUGCUGUGCACGGGCGGCACGGGCGGGGAGUAGAACUGGGAGAGGGGCUUCCUGGCUUCGGGCCUCGUGCUGGUCAUGAGGCAGCUACCCACACGCUUCCCUGCUGCCCAGGCGGGAGGGCCCUGGCCCCGGCACGUGCAGCCGGCCGGGUCUCGCUCAGGCCUUGGGGCCCCGGGCUGGCUGCGGGCCGUGGGACUCUGGCCUCCCUGGGGCUCAGGGUUCUUCCUGUUCACCUGUCACCUGGCGCGCACACAGCGUCACUGUACAGGUGAGGAAACAGGCGUGCAAGGGCACGAUGAGGGGCUUAGAGGCCAGGCGGUGCUCAAACACCCCAGCACAGGCUCCCCUCCCAGCACACGCUGCGGGGUGGGCAUCAACCCUUUUACCUACCCCCACCCCACCCCACCCCAGCAGUUCUCUGCAGUGAGAGUGGAGAACCGGAACUGGCAGCAGCCCUCAGCCCCUCUGCUGCCCACCUGCUGCCCACCUUGCCCUGAAGGGCUGGGAGGGGCUUGGGGGUGGGCGGAGGUGUGGGGGUGGGGAGAACAGUCUCAGGAUGGAAAAUGUGAACUGGGCUCAGCGGCCCUUCCCCCCAAGCACAAGCCACCAGGCUGCACUGCUUGGUCCCCGCCCCGCCCCACGCCCUCCCCGCGCACACAAGAAUAGCUCAUAUUUAUCGGCCAUCUGUACCAUGCCGGCGUCCUACUCGGAUGAUUCCAUUCGUCUCUAUUUAUUGUUUGUCCUCUGUGCCCCGGGCAGGACUACCUCACCUGCGGCCGCCCCAGGGGAGCUCGGGGUCGGCACAUGAGGCUGACCAGCUCCCCCCAGCGCCAGCAGGCUCGGGGCAAAAGUACAAGUAGAGGCCUCCUACCAUAUGUCUAAAUAUUUAAAAGGUAUAAACCAAGACAGCAGCUGUUAAAUAAAAUGUUUUAUUCUCCUA
Messenger RNA from Oryctolagus cuniculus (rabbit), 5749 nucleotides. RefSeq names its product Rho GTPase activating protein 27 (gene ARHGAP27). Gene Ontology annotation, cellular component: cytoplasm. Gene Ontology annotation, molecular function: protein binding. Gene Ontology annotation, biological process: signal transduction; regulation of GTPase activity. The record is from RefSeq and is a predicted model, not a curated record. NCBI's taxonomy places the organism in Eukaryota, Metazoa, Chordata, Mammalia, Lagomorpha, Leporidae.